CCGACACAGCAUGUCACAUGCCGUGCGAAUAAGAAACCGGAGGAAUCGGCUGAAACAGGGCUUUGUUUAUAUUUAUGAUUUAUGUGUUAUUGAUGCAUGCUCCGUGAUUAAUACGACUAAGUUGUUUCGUGGAUUUUCAAAGCCACAAUGCUUAGUUAUAGAGUAAAUUCAUUCAACGAUGUAAGUUUGGGAGAGCCGGAGCAGGACGCUAAUUCAGCUUUGACAGAAUUGGAUAAAGGUCUUCGCUCGAGCAAGAUUGGUGAACAAUGCGAAGCAAUUGUCAGAUUUCCUCGGUUGUUUGAAAAAUACCCUUUUCCUAUACUCAUAAACUCUUCUUUGCUUAAACUUGCUGAUGUUUUCAGAAUGGGAAAUAAUUUUUUACGGCUUUGGGUACUCCGAGUCUGCCAGCAAAGUGAAAAACAUUUAGAUAAGAUAUUAAAUGUCGAUGAAUUUGUACGAAGAAUAUUCAGUGUAAUUCACUCAAACGAUCCGGUGGCAAGAGCUCUCACUUUAAGAACUUUGGGUAGUGUAGCUGGAAUUAUUCCAGAAAGACAGCAUGUUCAUCACAGUAUUCGCAGAAGUCUGGAUAGCCAUGAUAGUGUGGAAGUGGAAGCUGCGAUAUAUGCGGCUAAUCAGUUUGCUUCUCAGUCAAAGACCUUUGCUCUCAGUAUGUGUAACAAAAUGUCAGACAUGAUCCAAGGAUUAACAACUCCAGCUCACAUGAAACUUCAACUCAUACCUAUACUGCAGCACAUGCAUCAUGAUACAUCUACUGCUGCAAUGGUUCAAGAGCUCUGCACAGAUCUGCUCCCCAAGUACCCCGCUCAGGAUUUUGUACCUGUCAUUCUUCAUACUUUGACUCAGUUGGCUUUGGCCACUCUUGUUAAUGUUCCAAAGCAAGUUAGCCUUCUUCUCCAACACCUCAAAGAUGAUCAGAGACCUGUUGUCCGGCAAGAAGCUCUUCAUGGCCUACGUCUCUUGGCAGCAGAAUGUGCACAUCUGUGGCCGUCUGGCACUGUGGAGGAGGUGGUGCAAAUAGCUGAUAACUCUUCUUCGCAGGCUGUUCUAAGCCGUUGUCUGGACGUGCUUCAAGUCCUUGCCAAAUCGUCUGCUGCAUGCCAUUCUCAUUUAUGCCAUGAUUCACCAUUAAUGGAACUUUGCAACAGGACAUGUUAUUCAAGUGAUCCUAGUAUAGCAGCAAAAGCAGUGCAAGUUAUUACAAGAAUUGUGUGUUAUAGUUACAAGGAGGAGCAUACUCAGGAUGCAAUUUCUCAAGCUGUAGAUGCUGUAGAAUCCUUAUUCCUUCUCAUUACUGUUGGGCAAAGCCAAAAGUACCUUCGUGAAAUGAAAAUAUGUCUUCAGUGUGCUGUAAGUCUUUGUACCGUCAAUCGUCAGCUUUGUAAUAAUUUUGUUCAGCUCUUUGGUACACGGCUUAUGUCAGGAUCUUGUAACUCUGAACUUUGUGAGGCACUGGGUGCAAUUGGUAAUCUAAGACCAUCAGCUCUUCUCUCACUUAUACCAGACAUUCUAUUAAAAUUGAAAGAAUUGACUUCCACCAACACUUCGGUUGAACAAAACCAAUUGAAGGUUAUGCUGUGUACUCUUGUUUUUCAAUCUGCUGUUGGAUUUACCUGGAACCCUGAAGCUAGCGAUGUAAUAAAGUGUGUUGUGAAAACAAACGACCAGUGGGCAAACUUUAGGACUAUGAGAGCUGCUGCCCGAUAUGGUCAUCAUUUUAUCUCAUCUUCACUUGCUGCUAGCCUAAAAGAUCAUGUCUCUUCUGAACAUUUCCAUUUUUGGCUUGUUUGUCUGGAAGAAUUAAGCUUUGGGGAAGCACAAUUACAUGACAGCAAAGGAAAUACUUGCUUAGAGUCAAGGAUAAGUCUUGCAAGUUCUCACUAUUGUAAAGCUGCUGCUGCAUUAAAGGCAGCAAGUACUCCUGCUCAUUGUCUUCAAUUCCAGUCAGAGUUUAUUCGUUUGAGAGGAGAAUUCUUACAACUUUUAGCUCAGGUAGUACAUUGCUGCCGUAGUUAUUGCACAGCUCCUCCACCAGCUGUAGCUGGGUCCAUGGCAACUGCAACUCGUGAUGACUUAUUACGAUUUGGUCACAUUACUCCUGAACUUCGUAAGUGUGCCAAGGAUUUAAGAGCAUGCGGUGAGAUGUAUUGGAAACUUUAUCAAUCAGCUUUUGAUGCGGAUAAGUGCUCAUUAGCCAAUAUUCAAAUAUUACAGCAAAUGUGUGUUCUCAUGGCUCACAGCAUUGAAAGGGUUGUUAUUACCAACUACCAGGAGGAGACAGCAUUUGACUGCAGUCUUCAAGAGUGCAGUUUAGAGACACAAUAUAUGGUAAAAUGUUGCCAAGAGGCUGCUGGUCUUGCUCAGGCUAUAGCUACAAUUCAGGAAGUCAAACCAGUUACACAUUUGCAUGUCGAUGUAGUUCUUAGACAAGCUGAAAUCUUGGCAAAUACUUCUCUGUGUAUACCUCGAUUUUUCUUCCAAGUUCUUCAGUCUACAAGUGUCAAGCUUGCUGUGAGUCCACAACCCAGAGUUAUGGGAGAAAAUAUCAGUGUACAAGGUGGAUCACAGCUUGCAGUCAAAGUAGAGGGUGUGAUACAGCAUGGGAAGCGUCCAGGACUGUUCCGAAGAGUCAAUAGAGUAAUAGUCUCAGUUAACUCCCAACUGCAGGCUAGGCCCAAUGUUCAACUGGAUGUCAAGAUGGCUGACACAGGGUCUGUGCUUUCACAAACAGUGAUUCCACAUCGUGAUUUCUUCACAGCAGAGUUUUUAAUGGCAUUUUCAGUCGGUGGACAGUAUAUUUUGACCAUUGAGGCUAGUGUGAUUGAUGAAAAGGGUAAUGCUUGGAGAACUGGUCCAAGGCAGAGUCUCAGUGUUCGCAGCCAUGAAGAAACGCCAAAGACAUCAAAUGUUCAACAAGGAGCUGCAAAUCAAUCUAGCAGCAGAGCUCGUUACUAAAUUGAUUCCAUUCAGCUAUUUGGUGCACAUGCAAGUAUGUCCAUUGUAUCUCCUGGUAAAAGCAGCUGUUAAAAAUGAAUUUAUGUAACU
This is a messenger RNA of Frankliniella occidentalis (western flower thrips), 3063 nucleotides long. It is a transcript of the gene INTS7, whose product is annotated as integrator complex subunit 7. Gene Ontology annotation, biological process: snRNA 3'-end processing. Gene Ontology annotation, cellular component: integrator complex. Bases 148 to 2973 code for a protein of 941 amino acids. Lineage: Eukaryota; Metazoa; Arthropoda; Insecta; Thysanoptera; Thripidae. The record is from RefSeq and is a predicted model, not a curated record. The transcript is spliced from 18 exons.